Caenorhabditis elegans is the source of this 349-nucleotide messenger RNA. RefSeq names its product ATP synthase subunit e, mitochondrial (gene F44E5.1). Lineage: Eukaryota; Metazoa; Nematoda; Chromadorea; Rhabditida; Rhabditidae. The coding region runs from base 1 to 237 and encodes 78 amino acids. The transcript has 2 exons. The record is from RefSeq and is marked reviewed.
AUGGCAGACACCGUUCGUGGAAUUUGGCAAUCAAUCGUCCAAACCAAGAGACUCUACCUCAACCCACACGAGCAUUUCGGACGUGCCAACAUCUGCCGUGCCGCCCUCUUGAGCUACGUUGGGAUGUACUACAUGUUCAAGUGGAACCAGAACAGAAAGGCCGAAAUUGCCCGCGCCGAGAGAAAAGCUGCCAAGGCCAUCGCCAACGUCGCUGCUGCCGCCCCAGCUCAUCACUAAUUCAGUCGGAUGCACCUAGAUUUGGUUUAAUUUUCUUUUAUUGGACAAUAGUUUUGUCCAGAUUUGUCGGUUUAUGUAAUGCUAUGUUCUUUUGAAUAAACUACCCGAUUCG